Babesia bigemina is the source of this 2982-nucleotide messenger RNA. RefSeq lists its product as hypothetical. The record is from RefSeq and is a predicted model, not a curated record. Lineage: Eukaryota; Apicomplexa; Aconoidasida; Piroplasmida; Babesiidae. The transcript has 3 exons. The coding region runs from base 1 to 2982 and encodes 993 amino acids.
AUGGUUGUGAAUUCCGCGGCGCGACCGUGCUCGACGCUUCCUACAACCUCUCGUCUGCUGCUGAUCAUACUGCUCUGUACAUGCUUCGUGAAUGAAGUCGCGCUCCUAGGUGUCGGGGCUCUCAGCAUCUCAACUGCCAACGGCGCUACAUUAACGUCCGGAAACGCUUUGGGAGGACACCAUGGUUUCGCUGGUGGCGAGGGUGUCGGCGCCAGCCGGCGGCUGCAAAAUGCUCGAUUCGGAUAUCGCGCACUGCCGGCGUACGCCGCCCCAACCGUGCCGGUAAGCGUUAGCAAGGUGAGAUGCGGGGAAAUCGUCGUCGGCGUGCCGGAACGGCGCAACGAGGAUGGCACCGUCGAAGUUGACAUCGGAGCGGAGGCGCCGCUCGUUGUUGCCCGGGAGUCGCUAGUGUUCCUCAGUGACGAAGAACGAAGCCGAUUCGACAAAAUACUCGAGUCGUUCGGUCAACCUGAGUUUGUGCCGCAAAAGUCGGUGGACGAGCUCGUAGGGGACACGCUGAUACGCGCCAGGCAGAUGCCCGUGCGUAAGCGCAUGACCCACAUGAGGCCCCGGCUUAUAUACCCCGACGACUGCAAGAAGGACACCACUGCCACUCAAAUAUUGAGUUACGACCUCGGUGUUGGGGGCGAAAUCAGGCCUAGGCAGCUCUCGACACCGCGCAUUGCAGGGCGGAAGCAGCCGCACUGCUGGUUCAGGGACGACCAGAUGGAGUUCAUCGUCACCGACGUGGAUGUCUAUGGCAACAAACUGCUGGGCGAGGUCUGGUCGCCCAGCAUCGUCGAGACCAAACGGCAGGCGUACAUGGCGAUGGCCGUGGAGUCCGUCAAGCCCACGUGCCCAAUCUCACCGUACAUGGCCGUCAUCAAGGAACGGGACGGCGACUUGUUGGUGCUACAGCUUCUGGACGAGCAUCUGGAGGGCUUCAAUGCGUACUCCAUGGCUCUGCCGAAAGACAACCCAGGGGACCGCGUCAUGGUGUACCUGGCCGCGGCCGACCCCGACCUGCAGCACGUUUACUUCACGAGGAACGGGAUUGGCAACGAGCAGCUGCGCGAAGAGAACCUCAAGGUGCUGUACGACGAGAUGCUGCAUCAUUACGUCAAGACGGGAAGAUGGUUCCGCGCGCAAUACGAGGAGGACCACGGCGAGUCCAUCCAGCUGCGCGUGGCGGGCAAGCCCAUCCCCGAAAGCAACUACGCUGCGCACAUAUUCCUGAGCCAAAUGCCGUAUUUCAGCCCCGAGGGGCUCCUGAACGAGACAUUCAAGCGCCUCAACAUGCCCAACGAGCACUUCUACUACCACGAUACCAUGAUCAACGUCGGGAAGCUGAACUACGGCUUCAACUACGACAACUGCAUGUUCGUGCGCGUACACGAGUACAAGGUGCCGCAGACGUUAUACUCGGAUGGCAAGGUGAAGGUCUCCAGGUCCGUGCAGAGCAUCGAGCUCACAACGCUCAACGUCUGCAAGCCGCAGGGCCAGCUCGAGAAGGCGUUCAAGAAACUGACUGAACAGAAGGUAGAGGAGAUGAAGGAUUUGAAGAUGUACACCUCCUACCCCUCGCUCGUCCUUGGGCAGGACGACGGAUACCUCUACCUGGCCAUUAACUACCUCCGGAAACCCGACUUCACACUAGCGGACGACUACUUCGUGGGGAUCAUGAAACUAGUCCCCAAGUCGAAAACAGCCGCGCCGGGAUCGUUCGUGAAUGCGCGGGUUGCCGCGAUAUCGCAAAAUCAGGUUAAUAUGCGCUACAUGCAAACGCGGUCGGAGAUCGGCGGCCAUGACAGCUUCAAGUACACGGCAUUCACGCAUUGGCUAAACGAGGUGAACGAGGGCAAACAGUCGUUCGGGUUCAGCAGGUUCGAGCAGCAGAAGCGCCUCAACCUCAUCUGGAUGGACGGGCUCUGCAUCCCGCCGCCAGGGUCGCCGCAAUACGAUAAGUAUCUUGCGCUGCAGCCUGCAAUUACGGAAACGGCAUUCGUGCACGCCAUAGAUGAGUCGCUGUCGCCAAUGGGCACGGAGAACGUUCUGGAUCAGACCAUCAACGGGAGGCAGCGGCCGUUGGCCCCGGCAUCGCUGACGACAUCGCUGCUCAGGGUGGCUCGGCAGUACCGGGAGGAAACUGAAAAACGGCGCCACGUCCCCAUAGACAUGGCGAACUUCGGCAGCUACACUAUAGAGUUUGACGACCACCCAGAUUACGCCAUCGCACCGCCCAGGUACUACCUACACAACCGCGAAAUACGGAUGGCGCUUAUCGAGGAACUGCUGAAUGGACGAGAGUUGUGGAAGUUCAAGCGCACUUUGGACAUGGCAAGACUACGCACGGAGGGAGAAAUCAAGGCUUUUUUCUACGACUCCAGAGGGCGGUCCUUCUACAGCCUUUUGGAGCGUAUGCGCGACCCCCUGGAAAGGCGUCAGGUGAAGCCCAAGGAACCCCUGUACUUCGAGAGGAGCAUCAAGCUGCUGCUUUCUGGGAUACAGGACUUCUACCUCGAAGCCAUAUACGACGCUACUGACCGCGAGAAACUCAUUUUCGCGUCGCUGGUCCCGCGGUCGGGGAAGAUUGGCGACUUCGUGCAGAUGGACGAGCUCGAGCAGUACGACCGCUAUGUGCGCAACGAUUUCGUGAUGGACAAGGAGGCGCGCGAGGCUUUGCAAAGGGUGCUGCGAAUCCUGUCGCAUCCCAACAACUCACUGAUGUCGCACAUGCGCCAUCGCCACCGCACCAUUCCCGACGACCUCUUCUACGCGUACAGAAAGACGCUGCAUUACGAAACGUGGGUCGACUACAAGAUGCCGGAGGAGGAGCUACGCGAGGAGUAUUUCUCAUCCAAGGGAAAACCGCUUUUGCCAGCCGUGUCGGAGCUUGUGAAGGAGCCGGAUAAAUUCCCAAUGCACCUCGAAAAGCGGGGGAUGACUCAGAUUAAGGGGCUCUAUACGCAACUCAUGAGGUAG